Molecule: messenger RNA, 318 nt
Organism: Leptosia nina
Lineage: Eukaryota; Metazoa; Arthropoda; Insecta; Lepidoptera; Pieridae
Source: the annotation of a GenBank genome assembly
AUGCGUCGCUCGCACGCGCCGCCGGUGGCGCCUGCAGAUGACGGCUCGUUGACAAAUAAUAUGGCGGAAGAUGAAUACUUAUACCUAUCGGUGGCAAUCGCUUUACGAUUCAUUAGUAUCAGGAGUUUCACAGCUUUUCACUGUUGCCUAAGACCGACGAAGGGUCGAUACAGAUUUCCGACGUUAGCGGAUGUAUGCUACGGUUCGCUACGCGCUAGGCGAGUCGACGCCGUGGGCUACGCCGCCAACCGCCGCAAGACGCCGACAAACGAAAAGCGCGUGUGCUACGCGCUUAGUCUACGCAAGUCUGCGUCAUGA